Adineta ricciae is the source of this 843-nucleotide messenger RNA. NCBI's taxonomy places the organism in Eukaryota, Metazoa, Rotifera, Eurotatoria, Adinetida, Adinetidae. The record is from the annotation of a GenBank genome assembly.
AUGAUUCGCUCGACGAGUACUAACAUUUCGGCAAGUUCUCAAAUGACAUCGUCAGAUAUCGCAAAUAAUACUUCGGGUUUCAAAACCGGUUUAACUUGGGAUUUAACUCCUUACGAGCAACAACGCAAACCACACGAAUUACUACAUGAUGAGGAAUUGCUCAUCAGUCCGAAAUCUCUUCAGAGUGAAUUAACUUGUCCCAUUUGUCUCGAUCUACUGCGCAACACUCGUACCACAAAAGAAUGCUUACAUCGGUUCUGCUGCGAUUGUAUCGAAACAGCAUUGCGUAGCGGAAAUAAAGAAUGUCCAACAUGUCGGAAGAAACUAAUUUCCAAACGUUGUUUACGUCGAGAUCAAAAUAUCGAUGCCUUGAUCUCGAAAUUAUUUCCUGUGCGUAACGAUAACGAUGAAUUAAUUUUAACCAAUCGAAGUAAAUACUCGAAAAAGCCAAUACGCGCCAGUUUAUCGUCUGACGAUGAACAUCAUACCAAAGACAAGAAGAAGAAGCGCAUUUCAGAAUCCUCAUCGUCAGCUGGUUCGACCCCAACAAUCAACGACAUCGAAUUACAGUUAAAACCAAUGAACAAUCAGCAGUUAUUUACGACAAGGAAAAUCCUUACACCCUUAAAUGCCUCAAUCAAUCACUUGUCCAAAUUCAUCAAUACACGAAUGAAACUUGAACAACAGAACUCGUCUUACAUCGAGCAAGAAUUUCAAUGGUUCAUUAACCUCAACGAUGAUAUUCCUGUCGAAAAUACGCUGACAUUAGAACGAUUGUUAGAACAAUAUUGGAGCAAUAUGCCGAAACCAUACAAUAUUUUUUAUCGAUCAAUUUCUCAUUGA